Purpureocillium takamizusanense is the source of this 1014-nucleotide messenger RNA. RefSeq lists its product as uncharacterized. The transcript has a single exon. Bases 1 to 1014 code for a protein of 337 amino acids. Gene Ontology annotation, molecular function: 4-hydroxyproline epimerase activity. The record is from RefSeq and is a predicted model, not a curated record. NCBI's taxonomy places the organism in Eukaryota, Fungi, Ascomycota, Sordariomycetes, Hypocreales, Ophiocordycipitaceae.
AUGAGAUCGCGGCGCACCAUCUCGCUCGUGUGCUGCCACGCAGAGGGCGAGGCCGGCGACGUCGUCAUCGGCGGCGUCCUCGACGUGCCCGCGGCGACGAUGCACGAGAAGCUCGUCAAGUUCAUGGCCCGGCACGACGGGCUGCGCCGGCUGCUGCUCCACGAGCCGCGGGGCCGGCUGGAGUCGAGCGCCAUGAUCGUGCUGCCGCCGUGCGACCCGCGCGCCGACGCGGGCUUCCUCAUCAUGGCCCCCGGCGACUGGGUGCCCAUGUCCGGGUCCAACGCCAUCUGCACGACGACGGUGCUGCUCGAGACGGGCAUGGUGCCCAUGACGGAGCCCUCGACGACCGUCAGGCUGGACACGGCGGCGGGCCUCGUCACCGCCACGGCCGAGUGCGCCGACGGGGCGUGCCGGUCCGUCUCGCUCGACAACGUGCCCGCGUUCGUGCACGCGCUGGACUUGGAGGUGGCCGUGCCGGGCGUCGGGCGCGUCCUCGUCGACGUGGCCUACGGCGGGCAGUGGUACGCCGUGGCCGAGGCCGAGGCGCUGGGCGUCGACGUCGCGCCGGCCUGCGGGAACCGCCUCGUCGAGCUCGGCGCGCUGGUCAGGGCGGCGGUGCUCGACCUCUGCACGCCCACGCACCCCGAGAACCCGGCCAUCCGAGGCAUCCACAACGUCAUCAUCACCGCGCCCCUCGAGGCGGGCCCCGACGGGCGGCUGUCCGUCAAGCACGCCGUCGUCGUCACCCCCGGCAGGCUGGAUCGGAGCCCGUGCGGGACCGGGAGCUCGGCGCGGCUGGCGAUUCUGCAUGCGAGGAAGCGGAUUGGGGUGGAUCAGCCGGUCGAGUUUCGGAGCGUCAUUGAGACGCGGUUCCUGGGACGGGUCAGGGCGACGCUCACGGUGGGGGGGCUUGCGGCCGUCGUUCCCAGCAUCAAAGGCAGGGCGUGGAUCACGGGCGAGAAGCAGAUAUACGUCGACCCUGACGAUCCAUUCCAGGAAGGCUUUCAGCUGUAG